Molecule: messenger RNA, 945 nt
Organism: Pestalotiopsis fici W106-1
Lineage: Eukaryota; Fungi; Ascomycota; Sordariomycetes; Amphisphaeriales; Sporocadaceae
Exons: 2
Coding region: 1-945 (314 amino acids)
Biological process (GO): DNA-templated transcription; regulation of DNA-templated transcription
Molecular function (GO): DNA-binding transcription factor activity, RNA polymerase II-specific; DNA binding; zinc ion binding
Source: RefSeq, a predicted model, not a curated record
AUGCGCCUCAGGCUUGUCAGGAAUGCCGUCGCCGGCGAGCAAAAGUGGGCCUGCUGCAAUGGAACCAAACCAUCCUGUUUGCGCUGUACCGAGCGUCGAUUAUCAUGUGUAUAUGCAAACGAUAUAGAUCAUCGCGGCUCAGCUCCAAGGUCUCUGGUCUCGCUUCUGCAAAAUCGUAUCAAAUUGCUCGAGGACGUCCUUCAACGGCAUUCCAUCGAUAUUGAAGCAUCGAUUGCUCAAAUUCAGGGCGGAGAGUCGCAGAGCGAAGAGCCAAGACAGGAAACUUGCAACAGCUCUACAAGCCAAGACCUGAAUUCAGGACAGGACUUGCAGAAGCCCGAGUUGCAAGGUGCGCUCUAUUCAGAACAGCCAGGUUCUGGACUGCAUCCGGUUGGCGAGGAUCAGAUGCGAUUCUUUGGUCCAGCAAGUGGAAGAUUAGAUCUUCAGCCAUCGCAAGCUGCCGUGGACGGAGCGGCCGCAGAUAGCACUCAUGCCGACGACAGGUCCGACCAGCCGCAGAGCAAAAGAGUAAACAAUCCAAGCCAAGAACGUUUCAAUGCCUACAGCCAAUCCCUUGCCGCCGAGGCAUUGCGAGAUCUUUCUCCAGAGCUUGUCGAGCAUCUGAUUGACCUGUAUUUCGAAUGGGAACAGCCAUGGUUCCAGGUUGUGGAUGAAGAGCUCUUUCGGGCCAGUCGAAUGCAGAAUGGGCGUUAUUACAGUCCGGUGCUCCUUUGCUGCAUCAUUGCCGUGGCAUCUCGAUAUUCCGACCGCCUUGAAGUCAGAAGCGAUCCUCAAGAUGCCAAUACAGCUGGUCUGGCUUUUAUCGAGCAUGCCGAAGCACUGAUUCACUUUGAUCUGAAAUGGCCUAGCAUCACAACUGUCCAAUCUCUCGCCAUCAUGGCAAUAUUUUAUGUGGCAAGUCAAGUCGUGUCUGGGAGUCUGUGA